UGACCUUGAAAUUGGGUUUAAAUGACCAAAUCAGAUAUGUGGUGAUGUGUUUAGGUCUUUAAGUGUUCCUGGAAAUUGGAUAUCUUAGUAGCACACAGUAGAAUAGUUCACCAUGGAAGCACUUACGGAUUAUGCAAUUUGGGAAAUUGUACUUCUGCUAGUUUCUGUACUGGUAACAAUCUAUCUCUACUAUGUCAGUAAGUUCAGCUACUGGAAGAGUAGAGGUGUUGUGACCCCAAAACCAGUUCCUGUGUUUGGAAACUUCCUCAUGGGCAUGUUACAAAAGCAAUCUCCUGGACAAAUUGUACAACGUGUCUAUAAUGCUGGACCAGGGGAACCAUAUGUUGGCUUCUACAUUUUUGGCAGGCCUGCAAUUGUGAUCCGUGACCCCAGCAUCAUCAAGCAUGUUCUGGUGAAGGAUUUCAAUAUAUUCGCAGAUCGCCAUGUUUCUACAUCAAAAAAUGAUACCCUGGGUAGCCAGAAUCUCUUUAUGCUGCAUGGUGAACCAUGGAAAUAUCUCCGUGUGAAACUGUCGCCCACAUUCACAUCUGGACGUAUGAAGAAGAUGUUUCCUAUGGUUGCUGUCUGUGCUAGACAACUGGUGGACUACCUACUAGAUCAUUCCGGAGAGAAAGACCCUGUUGAAGUAAAGGAAACAACAGCCAAGUAUGCAACAGAUGUGAUUUCAAGUUGUGCAUUUGGAAUUGAGAGCAACUCGCUUAAAGAUCCCAAUGCAGAAUUCCGAGAGUUUGGGAGGAAGGUAUUUAAUUUCACAAGAUACCGCACUCUGGAAGUUUUAGGGAUUUUCUUUGUUCCUUCACUUAUGUCAUUUAUAAAUGGAAGCUUCUUCACAAGGAAAACAACUAAGUUCCUUCGAAAGGUCUUCUGGGAUACGAUUAGUUAUCGGGAAAAAAACAGAAUCACUCGUGAAGAUUUCCUUGACUUGCUGAUACAGCUGAAGAACAAGGGUCACGUUGAUAGUGAAGAGAAGGAAGAUGAGAAUGUUCUAAAUGAAGAGAAAAGCUCAUCACUAUUUGAAUUCAAAGGAGACAAUCUCGUCGCCCAGCCAGCAUUGUUUUUCACAGCCGGCUUUGAAACCAAUGCAACAACCUUAAGCUUCACUCUAUAUGAAUUGGCCCUCCAACCUCACAUUCAGAAGCGACUUCGAGCAGAAAUUGCUGAGAUCAUGGAUAAGAGUAAUGGCACACCAACAUAUGAAGAUGUUUUUGGUAUGAAGUAUCUUGGCAUGGUUGUCUCAGAGACUCUUCGAAAGUACCCACCACUCCCCCUAUUGGACCGCAUUUGCCUUCAGGACUACAAGGUGCCAGAGAGAAACCUAAUCAUAGAGAAGAACACACCUGUGUAUAUUGCACUGCUGGGGCUACACAGGGAUCCUGAGUAUUACCCUGAUCCUGAGUUAUAUGACCCGGAACGGUUCACUGAGGAAAACAAGAGGCUGCAGAAACCAUACACCUACCUACCCUUUGGGGAUGGACCCCACAACUGCAUUGGUCUAAGGUUUGGACUUAUGUCAGUGAAGACUGGACUGGUUCAUAUUCUGUCACAGUUUGAAGUGAAGCCUUGCAAAGAGACACCAAUACCAUUGGUUCUCAGCACAAGAUCCAGCGUGCUGGCAUCAGUGAGCGGCAUUCCACUCACGUUCAUCAGAUCAAAAGCACAGACUUUGUGACAGGGACAAGUGAUACAGGUGUUAUCAGCUUCAUCAACAAACUAUGAGGUGCUAUCAGAGAGUUCCCAGACUAGGUCAAAAACGAAAUGCUGGCUAAACUUAUUCAAUUUUGGUUGCCAUCUCCUUCAAAAUAAUCUCCU
Messenger RNA from Cryptotermes secundus, 1830 nucleotides. RefSeq names its product cytochrome P450 6k1. Bases 113 to 1690 code for a protein of 525 amino acids. The record is from RefSeq and is a predicted model, not a curated record. Gene Ontology annotation, molecular function: monooxygenase activity; heme binding; oxidoreductase activity, acting on paired donors, with incorporation or reduction of molecular oxygen. The transcript is spliced from 6 exons. Lineage: Eukaryota; Metazoa; Arthropoda; Insecta; Blattodea; Kalotermitidae.